ACCAAACAAGCAUCCUGGAAUCCCGGAUCUCCACCCGGAGCGGAGUAAAUGGCAAUUGGGUCUCGACUUAACUUAUUCUGGCCUUUCCUUCGAUGAAACCAGAUGUAAAAUGUAUUAGGUAGCAGUUUGUAAGCAAGAGGAGCACAUGCUGCAUGCAUGACCUAAGCAACCCUUAAUAAGUUUAACCACCAUCGCGGGUUUACACAGUUCGCAGAAUGAGUGACAAGUCAUGUUUGACGAACCUCACUCGCCGGGGAGAUGAUGUCACAUUCCUCUUCAUUUUUCCAAGGUGUGUAUAGCGCAUUAAUCCGUAAUUACCUGUUGUUACCAAAAAAUACGCUAGAGAAAUCAGGACAUGCCUUAAACAUUCAAUAUAAUACAACCCCCUCGAUUAGCAAGCGCUUACGCACCUUCCAAUGCCGAACGGGAACGCUACGUCGAAAUCGGGUACCGAAUACCACUGAUUUUUGGCUCCGCCCCUACUUAUAGUAAUGCUCCGUUAAAGAUCAUGGUCUAGAACGGACGUCGGUCAAACAUACCUAGGUAUGUACAACAUACAGACAUGGGCAUAUAAAUUAUAUAUAUAAACACGGCGUCGGGACGCUUUGCAGAUCAUGAUCGUCACCAGGGUCUAUUAACUACCUUCCACACACGUUUAGCACGCAACUAUCAGAUCAACGACGAACGAUCAACAAUGAAGUACACUGCCUACCUCUCCCUCGGCGCGAUCUUCGCCGGUGCCGUAGCUGUCGCGCAAGACUUCUCCGGUUCGGGGCAAGUCUUCAUCGUCAACAGCACCGAGCUCAGUAAGGCAUCACCUGAUCAGAUCAUCGGAUGCUUGGAUGCGACGGGUGCUGUCUCCGAAUCCAACUGUGGAACCUUCACCAAGCUCAACACAUACCCCAACACGCUGCAAAGCAGUGUCGGGAACUGCACUUUUACCGACUCAACUCAGCCCGCCAACACAGACAAUGCGUACGGCGCGCACUCAUACGCAUGGCAUUGCCGCCCAGACUACGUCGCGACAGUCUCGGAUUCACUAUACACUAUUAAUGUGGGUACCUUGGCGGUUAAAUAUAGAACAAGCUAACUUACCCGACGUAGGGACUUAACUACCCCUUCCUAUGCCACGGUGAUACCAACUGCUUCUAUGACGUUAAGAACGUACCGAAAAAGAACGUUACGGCGCCGGUGUGGGGAUAUGUCUGGGGAUCGCAGCAAAUGUCGAUUCCAGCGGGGCACACACAAGUUAUGUGGUAUUGGAAUAAGACAGCUUAAGCUAUUUAGUUAGAGUUAUGGAUCUUUUUCUCGCGCUCGUUGAGUAUUGAAUAAUGAUAUCCCGCUAUAGAGCUUUUAAUUUGAUGCACAUGGGAUAAGAAAUAUUAAAACAAAUGAACAGUCUUAAUAUUAUGUCAGACCACGAUGAUUAUGUAAUUACUCAGACUGAAUCGCUGACAUAAUUAUCUAAC
This is a messenger RNA of Hypoxylon trugodes, 1469 nucleotides long. RefSeq lists its product as uncharacterized. The transcript has a single exon. The record is from RefSeq and is a predicted model, not a curated record. Lineage: Eukaryota; Fungi; Ascomycota; Sordariomycetes; Xylariales; Hypoxylaceae. Bases 695 to 1090 code for a protein of 131 amino acids.